UAAUUUUGGUGUGGUAACGGUGAAAGCAAAAAGUGUACCAACUGUACCUGGUCUACCCAAUCGCAGCGCAAUAGGCUACGAUCAGAUCGAUGGCUACAGCGCUUCGGAUUUCAGAAAGAAGAAGUUGACCAGUUGUACUCCAGUGAAGACCUCAUACAGGAAACACAAGCAAGAGCAAACACAAUGGCUGUGUAUGCUAAGACAAAAAUAUUCUACACUUCAAUCUGGUUUUGGCUCAUUUUAGGUGUUGAAUGCUUCAUUGGUGGGUUUCAUCAUGUUUUAACUAUUAAGUCUGGAGGAUCUGUCACCAUCCCAUGUCAUUAUGAUGAGAAAAACCCUCCGCAGAAGAAAUACUGGUUCUCAGAAAUUGAUCAAUCUAAAAUAUACACAAACACAUCAGAGGAGAAUCUGUCAGUAAUUGAUCAUCCUGAUCAGAGUCUCUUUACUGUGACUAUGAGAAACCUGCAGAACAAACACACUGGAGAUUAUUCUUGUGUUGUGGAGACUGACGGACUGUCGACUAUUACAUACGAGCUUCAUCUUAGGGUUCAGCCUGCUCCUGAUGUGUCUGUGGUGAGCAGCAGUGUAUCUGGACAUGAAGGUGAUAAUGUCAGUGUCCAGUGUUUCUACAGUUUUGGAUAUAAGUAUGAACUCAAACAGUGGUGCAGAUAUAAAGAUGAGAGCUGUUACACAGUGGGGAGGACUGACACAUCCCAGAAUUCAUCAGUCCAGAUCAGUGAUGAUGUUGGGAGAAGAUCCUUCACUGUGCUGAUGACUGGACUGAGACUCAGUGAUUCUGGAUGGUACUUCUGCUCAGUAGGAGAGGCAAUGAACCCUGUUCAACUCACUGUUGAGGUAGAUCCAGAUGGCGUUUCUGUCUGUCACAGAACUAGAGAUUUCUCCACAUCGACCAGAAAGAUCAGAUGAUAAUAAACUGCUUUUUCUGCUUUUUGAUGUAUUAGACGUCUACAUUUGCUAAAUGCCUAAAUGCCUUAAUGUCUGAAAUGUAUUUUUUCUCACACAUUUUCUUCAAAUAUGUUUGUAAGUGACUAACAAAUGAGGAAUAUACCAAAUAAAACUUCAUUUUAAAAAAAGUUUUUCAAUUUAGCCAUCAUUUUUUAUAUCAAUAUGAUAUACAGACCUCACAGACAUAGAGCACUAUGUGCCAUUCAUUCGCCAUAUUGAACAUAGUAAAUGUGUGAAAAAGUGACUGAUUUCAACCACAGCUUCAGUGUCUUUUAUGAUGAAGGGGGCGGGACACUUCAGAUUCUAGAGAGCAUUUGAUUGGACAGUAAAUCUGAUGAGAAGAUGAACAU
Messenger RNA from Megalobrama amblycephala (Wuchang bream), 1316 nucleotides. Its product is annotated as polymeric immunoglobulin receptor-like. The record is from RefSeq and is a predicted model, not a curated record. NCBI's taxonomy places the organism in Eukaryota, Metazoa, Chordata, Actinopteri, Cypriniformes, Xenocyprididae. The transcript is spliced from 5 exons. The coding region runs from base 184 to 927 and encodes 247 amino acids.